Marmota flaviventris (yellow-bellied marmot) is the source of this 796-nucleotide messenger RNA. The record is from RefSeq and is a predicted model, not a curated record. NCBI's taxonomy places the organism in Eukaryota, Metazoa, Chordata, Mammalia, Rodentia, Sciuridae.
UCGAGGCCGGGGCUCCCACCCAGAACUGGAGCAGCGUCGCGGCAGCCCGACUGAACCUCUGUGUGUAUAUAUGCCUGCCCAGGGAGACAUGGACAACUGUUUCGUCGCGGCGAUGCUGACCGGGGUGGACAGACGUUCCCUGCAGCGCUCAGCUAGGCUGGGUCAAGAAGUGCUGGAGCGGGCCAAGAGGCGGGCGGUGGACUGGCAUUCACACGAGCGCCCCAAAGGCAGCAUGGGGAUUAUUUCCCGGGAGGGGUCUUACCAAGAAAGACUACUGGCAGCGGGCCCCCAGCCUUUUCUUCCAGUAGAGAGAGAAGAAAGGCACCCAACCCUUAGUGCAUCCUUCAGAACAGUGGCUGAAUUCAUGGACUAUACUUCAAGUCAGUGUGGGAAAUAUUAUUCAUCUGUGGCAGAGGAAAGAGGGGCAACCCAUGUCUAUCGUUAUCACAGAGGGAAGUCGGAGCUAGACAUGUACUCUUACAGGAGGCAUGGUCAGAAAAAUGACAGAGAAAAGACAUCCCUCAGUUCAGGAAGCAUCUAUGAAACAUUAGCACAUGCUUCAGAGUCAUCCCAGCCGGCUGAGAACAUCUCAAAGGACCUCUACAUAGAAGUAUAUCCAGGGACCUAUUCUGUCACUGUGGGCUCAACUGCCUUGACCAAGAAGACUCAUGUAGUAGCAGUUGAUUCAGGACAAAGUGUGGACUUGGUCUUCCCUGUAUGAUGUUGGCCUUCACUGCUAUCACAUCACUCUUUUUUAAGUAGCAAGGAGAAUAAAGUCACCAUAUGAUUUUCUUAA